Strongylocentrotus purpuratus (purple sea urchin) is the source of this 1026-nucleotide messenger RNA. RefSeq names its product S-crystallin SL11. Gene Ontology annotation, biological process: glutathione metabolic process. The transcript is spliced from 5 exons. Gene Ontology annotation, molecular function: glutathione transferase activity. The record is from RefSeq and is a predicted model, not a curated record. Bases 172 to 798 code for a protein of 208 amino acids. Lineage: Eukaryota; Metazoa; Echinodermata; Echinoidea; Camarodonta; Strongylocentrotidae.
GCAUCCUUGGAUUCUGAGACAGGAACGCACACAUGCCACGCCAGUAGCCAGUAGAACACCACCACUCCGACUACCAACACCGGCAACAGCAGUCACUCCACCACUACCAUCACCACGUACCACAACGUGCCACCACCUCUACCACUAUACCACCAUCACCACUUCACCAAGAUGCCGCAGUAUAAGUUGAUGUACUUUGAUGCUCGUGGAAGGGCGGAGGUCAUUCGAAUGCUCUUCACUCUCAAGGGGGUGGAGUUUGAGGAUUGCCGGAUGAAACGAGAAGAGUGGCCAGCCAUGAAGGACAACACAGAAAUGUUCCCCCUCGGCCAGGUGCCAAUUCUCAUCAUUGAUGGAAAGACCAUGCCUCAUGGAAAGGCUAUCAAUCGCUACCUUGCCAGAAACCUCGGCUACUAUGGAAAGACCGAUGAGCAGACGAACGUCAUCGAACUGGUGUCCGAAAGCGUGGACGACAUCAUCCAGAAAAUCUAUCCCAUCUAUUACGAUAAGGAUGAGGAGAAGAAGGCGAAGAAUAUGCAGGAGUUUAAGGACACUGUGUCGGUACCCCAGUUCAAAUACCUUAUAAGUCUAUUCACUCAAACCAAGGGACCAUUCUUCUGCGGUGACGAGAUCACUUUGGCCGACCUCAUCGCUUUCACCAUCUUCGACGCCAUCAUCCUUACCAUGCGUAUCACCGACAUCUUAGACCCUUAUCCCGAGCUCGCCGCCUUCUAUAAGCGUUUCAACGAAGACUCGCCCCUCAGUUCGUACAUCAAGUCACGCCCCGUCACCUUCUUUUGAUUUGGAUCAUUUAGUUCAAAUAAUGGCUUCAAUUCAACAUUGAGCAUUGACUGAUAUCUAUAGUAUCGUACUUGUAAUUGGUAUCACGGGAAAUGCCGCUUUUAAUUACCUUUGCAAUGAUCAUUGAAUGUAAAUAUGUUGCCAAGUCAAAAGAUGUAUGUUGCAAAAUACAUUGUAAUUGUCAAUAGUGGAUUGGCGCAAUCAGGGGUGUCGAUUUGUAUCAGUGGU